AUACCCAACCAUGAUCGCACUAUUGACCAACGAACUGACUGCACGAAGUGUAAACACUAAUUGACCGUUGUGUUCAUCAAUUAAAUCGUAACCACAAUGGAUUUAUACCUGAAUGUUGGUAAAGGUUUUUGAACUGCCGUUCGUUAGCAAGAUCCAGUGGCAACAUGGAAAAUGUUCUACUCAACAUAGUCAAGGGAGCUAAUGACGAAAAGGUCACUUCAGUGUUUUCACCUGGCAAACAGGCAAACUUCUUGGGUAUAUCACCACUGAAAGAUGUUGAAACCAAGAGAGAGGGAAGGCCGUUUCGGGUUUCUAUAGAGGGAAACAUAGGGGCUGGAAAAUCGACGUGUAUUGAGUAUUUCGACAAGUUAGCUACAGUUGAAACAUAUGCCGAACCCAUUGAGUGGUGGAGGAACGUAGACGGGGAGAACCUUCUAGAGCUCCUUUACACUGACAUCAAUAAAUGGAUUAGCGUCUUCCAGAGCUACGUCCAACUAACAAGACUGAAAGUACAAACAACCAAACCUAAGAAGCUUGAUACUACUGUCCAAAUCUUCGAAAGGUCUAUACAGAAUAACAGAUUUUGCUUCUUGGAGCAUGCGUACAGGAAGGGUUCCCUAACCAGUGCAGAUUACGCUGUGUUGGAUCAGUGGUACAGGUGGAUUAGGGCUAAUGUUGAUAUAAACCUCGAUUUGAUAGUUUACCUGAGGACAUCUCCAGAGGUAGUAUACGAGAGAGUGAAGACAAGGAAUCGACCAGAAGAAACUGGAUUGACUCUUGAAUAUCUCAAAGAUUUACAUGACAGCCAUGAAAAAUGGCUGAUGUCCAAUGAUGAGAGGUUCAACAACGUUCCACUGAUAGUGUUAGACGGCAAUAAGCCUCUUGCUGAGAUGGAAACACAAUACAAAAUAUUCGAAGACCAAAUACUAGGACGAGAUAGUAGAGGACUGAAAAGAAGUAAUACCGCAGACGAACUCUUGGGUAGGGUGAAGAAAAAUUUAAGAGAAGAUUUAUAAUCAUACAAAAAACAUCAACUAUAUGUAGUGAUGGAAUUCCAAAUAUUACUUUAUAUUUUCUCAGAACAAUUAAUCAUAAUAAACUAUAUUUUCAAAUC
Molecule: messenger RNA, 1114 nt
Organism: Coccinella septempunctata (seven-spotted ladybird)
Lineage: Eukaryota; Metazoa; Arthropoda; Insecta; Coleoptera; Coccinellidae
Product: deoxynucleoside kinase-like
Exons: 5
Coding region: 165-1016 (283 amino acids)
Cellular component (GO): mitochondrion; cytoplasm
Molecular function (GO): deoxynucleoside kinase activity
Source: RefSeq, a predicted model, not a curated record